Penicillium crustosum is the source of this 762-nucleotide messenger RNA. RefSeq names its product ADP-ribosylation factor family protein. Gene Ontology annotation, cellular component: Golgi apparatus. Gene Ontology annotation, biological process: protein localization to organelle; intracellular protein transport; Golgi to plasma membrane protein transport. Bases 1 to 762 code for a protein of 253 amino acids. The record is from RefSeq and is a predicted model, not a curated record. The transcript is spliced from 2 exons. Gene Ontology annotation, molecular function: GTP binding; GTPase activity. NCBI's taxonomy places the organism in Eukaryota, Fungi, Ascomycota, Eurotiomycetes, Eurotiales, Aspergillaceae.
AUGUAUCACCUGGCCAAGUCGCUGUACUUAGCCGCCACGAGCAAAGAAGAGUAUUCUGUUAUCCUGCUUGGAUUAGAUAACGCCGGCAAAACAACACUCCUCUCCCAGAUCAAGGCGCUGUACCAACCCCGUUCCGACGGCGCCCCAGCACCCAACCCCGGGAAAACGGUCCCCACCGUCGGGCAGAAUGUCGCAACGAUAGCCCUACCAGACAUGAACUUGAAGAUUUGGGAUGUCGGAGGCCAGAUCUCCAUGCGCGGACUGUGGCAGAGUUAUUACACUAGCUGUCACGCGAUCAUCUUCGUGGUCGAUAGUGCCGACGUUGGUCAAGAUCCCGAUAUCGCGCGGCUUGCUCGGCGCGCAAGCUCCGUGGCAGGUCCAGCGCGCAACGGCACACGAGGGAGCACAAGUGCCGAGGCUUUUUCAGAGCAAAACGUCGGAAUCAAUGCCGCUAGCAGUGAGUUCGGGCGAUUAGAUGAGUGCCGCCAAGUGCUCGAGUCGGUCUUACAAAGUGCCGACGUGGCUGGUGUUCCUAUCCUAGUGUUGGCAAAUAAGCAGGACCGUGAGGACUGUGUCGAAGUGGUUCGCAUCAAGGAAGGGCUUGUCCGGAAAGUGUUUGAAGGAGAAACAGGAGGCGGCGUCCGUGACAGCCGUGUGCUGCCGGUCAGCGCGCUGCUUGGGUCUGGCGUACAGGCCGCUGUGGAGUGGGUACAAAGUCGUGUCAAGUGGAACAAAGAGGGCAGGCCUCCAGUGAUGCGUUGA